Molecule: messenger RNA, 899 nt
Organism: Sesamum indicum (sesame)
Lineage: Eukaryota; Viridiplantae; Streptophyta; Magnoliopsida; Lamiales; Pedaliaceae
Product: Translation protein SH3-like family protein
Biological process (GO): translation
Cellular component (GO): ribosome; large ribosomal subunit
Molecular function (GO): RNA binding; structural constituent of ribosome
Source: RefSeq, a predicted model, not a curated record
ACCCUCUACUCCUCCACUGGCUGCAGCCUCCCCACGCAGACUCUCUAGAGAAACCCGGCGACACCCUCCACACCCCGGCGGCGAAAAUGAAGUACAAUCCACGCGUCUCCUCCUCCCGGCGCAAGAGCCGGAAGGCGCAUUUCACCGCGCCAUCUAGCGUCCGACGUGUCCUGAUGAGCGCCCCGCUCUCCGGCGACCUCCGGUCCAAGUACAACGUCCGUUCCAUGCCUGUGCGCAAGGAUGAUGAGGUUCAGGUGGUUCGUGGCACAUACAAAGGCCGUGAAGGUAAGGUGGUACAGGUCUACCGUAAGAAAUGGGUCAUCCAUAUCGAGCGGAUCACUCGUGAGAAGGUUAAUGGAUCCACCGUCAACGUCGGUAUUCACCCCUCCAAAGUAGUUAUCACCAAGCUCCGCCUUGACAAGGACCGGAAGUCGCUUCUUGACCGCAAGGCGAAAGGACGGGCCGCCGCUGACAAGGACAAGGGGACCAAGUUUACCGCUGAGGACAUUAUGCAGACCAUCGAUUGAUGGUUCAAUUAAUUGAGGUACCAACUUUGGACUUAGAGGGUGUUCGGAUGAGCUCAUAAGAGUGAUCGAUAAGUGCCGCCCACUGGGGAGGAUGAAACGGCUCCUAGUUGUAAAGUUGCACUCAGAUACUGUAUUUUCUGUGCCUAAAACUCAAGAACUCUGUUUCAACAACUGGUAUAGUUUCAUGCUUCUGGCCCAUUGAUGUUAAUACGGUGACCUUCCUUGCGUUCUAGGGGCCAUUGUGGAAGAAUGCAAAAAUUGUUAUAGGCCACCAUUUUAGGCUGUUAGCUACAAACGCAAUCUUGAGGUUGCUGUUAUUUGGACUCCUUGAUAACCUGAGUUUGGUUGCAUCUUUUAUGUUUUGGUGGUUUU